AUGCGCCAGAAAAAGAUUGUAGCCACCGCCGUCUUCGCCUGCGCCGCAGCCGCGCCCUCUGGCACCCUGCUGGCAACGCAUGGUAUCUUAACCUAUGGAGCAUAUCCUGUAGCCUCUCUAUCCGUUGCCCCCAUCAACUCUGGCGACCUUCAGGCUGCUGCCAUCAACGCUCAUGUGGAAGCUUCCGACCAAUCACGAGCUGUAGUUGACGCUGUGCAAGAAGUGAACGACCAAGCAGCUGAAAACCAUGGUAGAGCUAUCAAUGCUGCUGAAGACCACGCUUGGCAAGCAGUGAACUCUGCUCAGGUAGCCGCCGCUGAGAUUGACGGUGCUGCAGCCAGCGUGUCACCUGCUGCUGCCCGCUCUGUAGUUGCUCCUGUCUCUCCUGUUCUGUCUUACUCUGUUCCUUCUUGGUCUUAUGCUGCUCCUUCCAUCUUAUCUUACUCUGCUCCCUCAUUCAUUUCUCCAGCUCUAUCUUACUCCAGUCCACUGGCCGGUGGAAGCCAAUCCAUCUCUUACCAAAGCCUCCAUCAAACUCACCCAUCUCCCGUCGUAGCUUACGCCCACAACUACAUCUACGCG
Molecule: messenger RNA, 582 nt
Organism: Brenthis ino (lesser marbled fritillary)
Lineage: Eukaryota; Metazoa; Arthropoda; Insecta; Lepidoptera; Nymphalidae
Source: the annotation of a GenBank genome assembly